AUGGCGGCGGCCAUCGCCAGCUCCCUGAUCCGACAGAGGCGGCAGGCCCGCGAGUCCAACAGUGACAAAGUCGCCAGCAACAAGAGGCGCUCGAGUCCCAGCAAAGACCCGAGGUCGCUGUGUGAGAGGCACAUCUUCAGCGUUUUCAGCAAAGUUCGCUUCUGCAGCGGAAAGAAAAGACCGGUCCGGCGGAAACCAGAUCUGCUACGUGUGCAAAUUUUCUUCACUACAGAUGUCUUCACAGCAGAGUGUAAGUUCAAGGAGUCGGUGUUCGAGAACUACUACGUCAUCUACUCGUCCACGCUGUACCGGCAGCACGAGUCGGGCCGGGCCUGGUUCCUGGGCCUCAACAAGGACGGAGUCAUCAUGAAGGGAAACCGAGUGAAGAAAACCAAACCCUGCUCACACUUUGUCCCCAGACCCAUCGAAGUCUGUAUGUAUAAGGAGCCGUCGCUGCACGAGCUCGAGGAGAAGCUGCUGAAGUCCUCGCGGAGCCCGACGAUGAACAGCGAGGGCCGGGCGGGGAACCUUGGCGACCAAGAGGAGGAGCAGCCGGAGGAAACCACAGAGCAGGACGGGUCAUAG
Scomber japonicus (chub mackerel) is the source of this 585-nucleotide messenger RNA. Its product is annotated as fibroblast growth factor 12-like. The coding region runs from base 1 to 585 and encodes 194 amino acids. The transcript has 5 exons. NCBI's taxonomy places the organism in Eukaryota, Metazoa, Chordata, Actinopteri, Scombriformes, Scombridae. Gene Ontology annotation, biological process: animal organ morphogenesis; cell differentiation; positive regulation of cell population proliferation. The record is from RefSeq and is a predicted model, not a curated record. Gene Ontology annotation, cellular component: cytoplasm. Gene Ontology annotation, molecular function: growth factor activity; fibroblast growth factor receptor binding.